AUGAGCAAUAUAAAGCUAGGCGUUGAAGUCACUAGCGCACAUGGUUUGUUUCACAGAGACAAACAAAACUCAUGUAGCCCUUUCGUGGAGCUCAAGUUCGACAGCCAGAUAUUCCGGACCACGACCAAACCAAACGACUCAAAUCCGGUCUGGAACGAGUGUUUCUACUUUGUUGUCUCCGAUCCUUCAGCCCUCUCCAACCGUACACUCGAAGCCCAUGUCUACAGCUACCAGAACGAGUCCGAAGCUAAACCUUUUCUUGGUAAAGUUCGAGUCAACGGAACAUCAUUCGUUCCUCGUUCCGAAGCAGCUCCUUUCAACUACCCUCUAGAGAAACGAAGUGUUUUCUCUAGAGCUCGUGGAGAGCUUGGCUUGAGAGUCUUCAUUACAGACGACCCAUCUAUUACACCUUCUGUCCCAACCCCGGUCCAAGAAUCGCCUCGAGUUUAUACCCCGAGUCCGCGGAAAGAACCUGUAAAGUCUAUAAUCACAGCUAUUGCUAAUAUAGCCUCUCCUGAUGAGAGAACAGAGCUUAAGCCUAAGACACGUACGUUUUACAACGCUACACCUUCAGUGAGCCAAGUUCCGACAACGAAUUUUGGCGUUCACGAGAUGCGAGCUGCGCCAAUGCCUCCAAGAGUGGUUCAAUUCAACGGUCCAGGUCCAUCUUCUCACCAGCUACCACCAGAUUUCUCUGUUAAAGAGACGAGUCCUGUUCUCGGUGGUGGUCAGGUCAUUGGAGGACGAGUGGUUCGUGGUUCUAAGAGACCAGCAAGUGGCACUUAUGAUCUCGUUGAAGAGAUGAAAUUCCUCUUCGUGAGAGUCGUGAAAGCGCGUGAUCUUCCCACUAGAGACCUUACGGGAAGUCUAGACCCGUAUGUCGAAGUAAAGAUCGGAAACUUCAAAGGCGUUACCACCCAUUUCGUCAAGCAUUCAGAUCCGGAGUGGAACCAAGUCUUUGCCUUUGCUAGAGAUAAUCUUCAGUCGAGCGUUCUUGAAAUUGUGGUGAAGGAUAAAGACGUUCUCCUUGAUGAUUAUGUUGGAACUGUUCGAUUCGAUCUCCAUGAGGUUCGGUUUCGUGCUCCUCUGGAUAGUCCUUUAGCUCCCGAGUGGUAUAGAUUAGAGAACAAGAAAAGAGAGAAGAAAGAUUGUGAGAUAAUGCUUGCUGUUUGGGAAGGAACUCAAGCCGAUGAAGCUUUCGGCGAUGCGAUUUUCUCGGAUUCUUUAACAUCUUCAGACAGCUCGGACAUUAUAUCCGCUAACUUGCGCUCGAAGGUGUACCAUUCUCCUAGACUAUGGUACCUAAGGGUCAAAAUUAUAGAGGCUCAAGAUGUUAUCAUUGUCGGUGACAAAUCUCGUCUUCCCGAGGCAUUUGUGAGAAUCAAAGUUGGUAAUCAAAUGUUCAAGACUAAUGUUUCGCAGCGAACGAUUCAUCCGAAAUGGGGACAAGAAUUCAUGUUUGUAGUUGCAGAGCCUUUUGAGGACAGCAUGGUUAUCUCAGUGGAAGACCACUCUGCUCCUAACAAAGACGAGCCUGUAGGAAAAGCUGUGAUUCCUCUGUCUGCAGUUACUAAACGUAUGGAUGAUAAAGUUUUUCGUCCACAAUGGGUUCAUCUCGAAGACUCGAUCGCAGAUGCAAUGGAUGCUGAAAAAGCAAAGAAAGUGAAAUUCGCUACGAGGCUCCAUUUGGCUGCGGUUCUUGAUGGUGGCUACCAUGUUCUUGAUGAGUCCACGUAUUACAGUAGCGAUCUCAGACCAACGGCUAAACCGCUCUGGAAAUCAGAAAUCGGAGUCUUGGAGCUCGGGAUACUUAACGCAAACGUGUUCCACACGACGAAAAAUCGGGACGGGAAAGGUACAUCGGACACAUAUGUUGUUGCUAAAUAUGGUCAGAAAUGGGUUAGGUCUAGAACCGUAAUCAGUAGCUUGAGUCCCAAGUACAACGAGCAAUACACAUGGGAGGUUUUUGAUCCUGCAACGGUUUUAACCAUCUGCGUCUUCGACAACGCGCAUUUCACAGCUGGAAACGGUAACAGCGGCAGAGAUCAGGCGAUUGGGAAAGUCCGCAUUAGAAUCUCGACGCUUCAGACAGGUCGUGUCUACACACACACUUACCCUUUACUUGUUCUACAACCUUCUGGUCUUAAGAAAAGAGGCGAGAUUCACUUAGCCAUGAGAUUCACCUGCACGUCUCUCUCCGGUAUGAUGAUGAAAUACACCAAACCUCUCUUGCCUAAAAUGCAUUACAUACAUGCAAUACCCGUAAACCAACAGGAUUUUCUUAGGGGACAGGCUUUACACAUAGUGGUGGCUCGGUUAGGCCGGUCCGAGCCACCGCUUAGAAGGGAAGUUGUUGAGUAUAUGACAGAUUCUAAGAGUCAUUUGUUCAGCAUGAGACGAAGCAAAGCCAACUUCUAUAGGUUUACGACAGUGUUUUCCGGGGUGGUCUCGGUCUGGAAAUGGAUGGAACACGUGUGCACGUGGAAGACUCCGGUGACGACGGGUCUGGUCCACGUGUUGUACACGAUGCUUGUGAUGUUCCCGGAGAUGAUUUUGCCGACUGUGUUUCUGUAUAUGGCAGUGAUUGGGUUGUGGAAUUACAGAUUUAAGCCAAGAUUUCCUCCUCAUAUGGACACCAAAUUAUCUUUUGCAGAGAGUGUGAAUCCUGAUGAACUCGACGAAGAGUUCGAUAUGUUCCCGACCGUAAGGGCUCCGGACGUUGUGAAAAUGAGGUACGACCGGCUAAGAAUUGUUGCCGGGAAGAUACAAAAGGUGGUCGGAGAAAUAGCAGCACAGGGAGAGCGCGUGCAAGCGCUUCUGAGCUGGCGUGAUCCACGCGCCACCGCAAUAUUCGUGACGUUCUGUUUCAUCAUUGCCAUGGCUCUCUACAUUACGCCUUUUAAACUCGUGGCUCUCCUCUCCGGUUACCACUUCAUGCGACACCCUAAGCUUCGCCACCGUAUCCCUUCAGUCCCAUUCAACUUUUUCCGGCGACUUCCGAGCAUGGACGACUCUAUGCUCUGA
Arabis nemorensis is the source of this 3024-nucleotide messenger RNA. The record is from the annotation of a GenBank genome assembly. Lineage: Eukaryota; Viridiplantae; Streptophyta; Magnoliopsida; Brassicales; Brassicaceae.